This is a messenger RNA of Adineta steineri, 4296 nucleotides long. NCBI's taxonomy places the organism in Eukaryota, Metazoa, Rotifera, Eurotatoria, Adinetida, Adinetidae. The record is from the annotation of a GenBank genome assembly.
AUGGUUCAUCCUGUUUGUGCAUUUUGUAUGUUUUCGACCAUAGCAAUGCUCAUUGCUAUAUUGGUAGUCUGCUUUACUUCACCUAAACAAUCAGCUUCAAAGUGUGAGCUGAAGUUCAGUAAAACUAACCCAAACCCAAUCGAAUACAAAUAUGGUCCACGAUCUAUUGCUAUCGGCGACUUUAAUAAUGAUACUUGGUUCGAUGUCGUUAUCGCUAAUAAUGCUGUAGACAGUAUAAGUGUGGCUUUUGGAAAUAGCAGCAUUAUACUUGGAAGUCCAACAAUAUAUUCGACUGGUAUUGGAUCGGCUCCUUAUAUGGUCGCUGUUCAUGAUGUUAAUAAUGAUUAUCACUUGGAUAUUGUCGUGGCAAAUUUUGGGACUAAUAAUGUCGGUAUAUUUCUUGGAUUUGGAAAUGGAUCAUUCACUGAUCAGAGAGAAGUUUCAACUGGCUCAUCUCGUCCAAUUUCAAUUGGUAUUUCAGAUUUGAAUAACGACACAUUACCUGAUAUUGCAACUGUCAAUUAUGGAACACAGAGUAUAAGUAUAUUCUAUGGACAUGGAAAUGGAAAUUUUUCAUCUCCUGUAGCAUAUCUGACUGGCUAUGAUUCUCUUCCAAUGUCGUUGGUUAUUGGUGAUUUCAACAAUGACAAUUAUUUAGACAUUGCAAUUGCCAAUGCUGGCACUAACAAUGUUGGUAUUCUUUUCGGUAAUCAAAAUAAUACUUUUGAAAACCAAAUCACGUUUUCAACUGGUGUUGGAUCUCAUCCAUAUUCAAUCGCUAUUGGCUAUCUUAAUGAUGACAUCUUCCUCGACAUUGUUGUAGCUAAUUACGGAACUAAAAACAUUGGUGUAUUUCUGAGCAAUGCUAAUGACAGUUUUACGAAUCAAAUAACGUAUUCUAUUGAUAAUGCAUCUCCAUACUCGAUUGGCAUUGGUGAUUUUAAUAAGGACAAUAAAAUGGAUUUAGUCGUCAUUAAUCAAGGUAUUAACAAUAUCGGUGUUCUUUUAGGAUCCGGUAGUGGUACUUUUGAAAGUUCGCUCACAUACUAUUCAAGUGGUUCUUCAUCUUCAAUUGCGUUGGCCAUAUAUGAUUUGAACAAAGAUAAUCGAUUAGACAUUAUGAUCGUUAAUAAUGAUACUGGUGCUAUCGAUAUCUUUCUUGGUUAUUUUGAAGGUUUUCCAGGUCAGACGACGUAUCCAACUGGCUCUUAUCCACAGUCUGUAGCUGUUGGUGAUUUUAAUAAUGAUAACCAAUUGGAUAUUGUUGUCACCAAUGUUGAUGACGGUACCAUCAGUGUGCUUCUUGGGUAUGGUAAUGGUUCAUUUGCAGAUCAAAUGACAUAUUCAACUGGCGCUAGUCCAGCCUCUGUAGCUGUUGGUGAUUUCAACAAUGAUAAUCGACUAGAUAUUGUAGUAGUUAAUGAAGGUGGCAACAAUGUGGGUGUUUUUCUUGGGUAUGGCAAUGGUUCAUUUGCAAAUCAAAUGUCGUUGUUAACUGGCUCUGCUCCACUCUGUGUAGUUGUUGGUGAUUUCAACAAUGAUAAUCGACUAGAUAUUGUGGUAGGUAAUCAACUUGACAAGAAUGUGAAUGUCUUUCUUGGGUAUGGCAAUGGUUCAUUUCAAAAUCAAAUGACGUUUUUAACUGGCUCUUCCCCGCAGUAUAUGGCUAUUGGUGAUUUCAAUAAUGAUAGUCGACUGGAUGUGGUAGUAAAUGGAGCUGACAACAAUGUGGGUGUGUUUCUUGGGUAUGGCAAUGGUUCAUUUGCAGUUCCAAUCACAUAUUCAACUGGCUCCGAUCUAUGGUCUGUAGUUGUUGGUGAUUUCAACAAUGAUAAUCGACUGGAUUUUGUAGUAGGUAAUGAAGGUGACAAUAAUGUGGGUGUUUUUCUUGGGUAUGGCAAUGGUUCAUUUCAAAAUCAAAUGACGUUUUUAACUGGCUCUUCCCCGCAGUCUAUAGCUGUUGGUGAUUUCAACAAGGACACUCAAUUGGAUAUUGCUGUAGUUAAUUACGAUAGCGAUGACUUUAGUGUUCUUUUUGGGUAUGGUAAUGGGUCGUUUGCAAAUCAAGUGACGUUUUCAACUGGUUCUAGUCCAAUCUCGCUAGCUAUUGGUGAUUUCAACAAUGAUACUCACCUCGAUGUUGUUGUCGCCAAUAGUAAUGACAAUAAUAUCAGUGUACUACUUCAAUUUAACAGAGGAGCUUUGAUUAAAUACAUGACUUAUGCAUCUGGUGGUGCUUCCAGUUUACGAUAUGUUGCUAUUAGUGAUCUAAACAAUGACACUCGACUCGAUAUCAUUACCGCUAAUUAUGGCACUAACAAUAUUGGUGUUCUUCUUGGAAGUGGGAAUGGUACUUUUCUAAGCCAAAAAAUACUCAUUAGUAGCUCCGAUUCUCAUCCAUCAGCUAUUGCUAUUGCUGAUUAUAAUGGUGACAUGCUAUUGGAUAUUGCUGUGCUAAAUUAUGGUACUAAAGAUCUCGAUAUGCUGAUUGGAAAUGCAAAAGGCACAUUUACAACUCAAACAAAUAAUGGAUUUCAUUUUGUUUCAUCUCCAUUUCUUAUCGUUUCCAGUGAUUUUAAUAAUGAUGCACAAUCAGAAAUUAUUGUCGCAUGUGAUGAUAACGAUAAUGUGAAUGUCUUUUCUACGUAUAAUACUGGAUCUUUUGUAGAUCCAAUAAUCUAUUCAACUGGCACUGGUCCAGCCUCUGUAGUUGUUGAUGAUUUCAACAAUGAUAAUCGACUGGAUAUUGUUGUCGCCAAUUUCUAUAGCGAUAAUAUCAGUGUGCUUCUUGGGUAUGGUAAUGGUUCAUUUGCAGAUCAAAUGACAUAUUCAACUAGCGCUAGUCCAGCCUCUUUAGCUGUUGAUGAUUUCAACAAUGAUAAUCGACUGGAUAUUGUUGUCGCCAAUUUACAUAGCAAUAAUAUCAGUGUGCUUCUUGGGUAUGGUAAUGGUUCAUUUGCAGAUCAAAUGACGUUUUCAACUGGCGCUUUACCAUCUUCUGUAGCUGUUGGUGAUUUCAAUAAUGAUAAUCGACUGGAUAUUGUUGUGGCGAACUCUUGGACCCAUGACAUUAGUGUACUUCUUGGAUAUGGCAAUGGUUCAUUUGCAGAUCAAAUCAGGUAUUCAACUGGCUCUGCUCCACCCUUUAUAGCUGUUGGUGAUUUCAACAAUGAUAAUCGACUAGAUAUUGUGGUAGUUAAUGAAUUUAAGAACAAUGUGGGUGUUCUUUUUGGGUAUGGGAAUGGUUCAUUUGCAAAUCAAAUGACAUAUUCAACUGAUCCUUACCCUAGUUAUGUAGCAGUCGGUGAUUUCAACAAUGAUAAUCGACUGGAUAUUGUUGUUAUCAAUUUGGCUAUCAGUUACGUUAGUGUUCUUGUUGGGUAUGGUAAUGGUUCGUUUGCAGAUCAAAUGACGUAUUCAAUUGAUUAUGCUCCAACUUCUGUAGCUGUCGGUGAUUUCAACAACGACAAUCAUUUGGAUAUUAUUUGUGUCAGUGGAUUUAACAUUAAUGCCACUGUUCUUCUUGGAUUCGGGAAUGGUUUGUUUGGAAAUCAAAUGACAUAUUCAGCUGGAUUAACGUCAUCCUCUGUAGCUGUUGGUGAUUUCAAUAACGACACUCAGUUGGAUUUUGUUACGACGGGUGAAUCCGAUAAUCGUAUUGGUAUUCUUCUUGGAUCUACCAAUCAAGUAUUUUUACCACAAACAACGCUUAUAACCGGUAAUUAUUCUCGACCACGAUCAUUGGCUGUCGGUGAUAUUAAUAAUGAUAAUCAGACAGAUGUUAUUGUUGCUAAUUCAAACACACAGAAUAUUGGUAUUUUUCUUGGAUACGGUAAUAUAUCUUUUGCAAAUCAAGUUACAUAUUCAACUGGUUUAUACUCAUCUCCAUAUUCGGUAGCUGUUGGAUAUUUUGACAACGAUACUUAUCUAGAUAUUGUCGUGGCUAAUUACGGUACUGCUAAUAUGGGUAUUUUUCUGGGAUAUGGAAAUGGGUCUUUCAAAAAUCAAAUAACAUAUUCUACUGGUUCAGUUUCAGGUCCUUAUUCUCUAGCUGUGGCUGAUUUUAACAAUGAUACGUUCUUGGAUGUUUUGGUUGCUAAUUAUGAUAGCAACAAUCAAGGUGUAUUUCUUGGACGGGGUAACGGUACAUUUGACAAAUUCUUGGUUGUUGCAACCAACUAUGGAUCUCAUCCCUCGUCUGUUGUUGUCGGUGACUUCAACAAUGACAAAAAAACAGAUUUUGCUGUGAUUAAUGAUGGUACUGACAGUUUAAAUGUACUCUUACAGACAUGUUAA